Molecule: messenger RNA, 1236 nt
Organism: Penicillium subrubescens
Lineage: Eukaryota; Fungi; Ascomycota; Eurotiomycetes; Eurotiales; Aspergillaceae
Product: E1 ubiquitin-activating protein AOS1
Exons: 4
Coding region: 1-1236 (411 amino acids)
Biological process (GO): protein sumoylation
Cellular component (GO): SUMO activating enzyme complex; cytoplasm
Molecular function (GO): SUMO activating enzyme activity
Source: RefSeq, a predicted model, not a curated record
AUGGCGGAAGCAGAGAACGGCCAGGCCAUCAGCGCAGAUGAGAUUGCGCUCUAUGACCGACAGAUCCGAUUAUGGGGAGUGCAAGCGCAGGAGAAAAUCCGAUCUGCGAACAUCCUCCUUAUCACUGCCAAGGCACUCGCCAACGAAGUUGCCAAGAACCUGGUUCUAGCGGGCAUCGGCUCGCUCACCAUCAUUGAUCAUGAACCCGUGACAGAGGCCGAUUUGGAUGCGCAGUUCUUCUUAGAAGAAGCGUACAAAAAUGAGGAUAUUAUCAAGCAGGGCAAGAACCGCGCCGAAGUCGCUGGCCCUCAAAUCCACCGAAUGAACCCUCGUGUCAAACUCCACAUAGAUACAUCCAACGUGCGCAGCAAGCUUCCCGAGUUCUUUGCCCAAUUUGACGUCACAAUCGCAACCGAACUGGACUUUGCUACGAAUACGACCAUUAACGCGGCAUGCCGUAUCGCAAACCGACCCUUUUACGCAGCCGGCCUGCACGGGUUCUAUGGCUAUGUCUUUGCCGAUCUAAUCUCACACGACUUUGUGAUCGAGCGGGAGAAGUCGAAUGGUCCUACACAGCAGCAGGAGACUCUCACGAGGAGUGUUGUAAGUGUGACUACCAAGAAAGAAAGCGAGAAGGGAGAGAAGGGGAACAAGGGCAAGGUCAUCGAGCUGGUUACCAAGCGCGAGAUCUAUUCUCCCCUGCAGUUGGCCAAUACAUCACCGCUUCCGGAAGAAUACACCAGGCUCCCACGGCGGCGCAAACAAGUUACACCUCUACUGAGCUGUCUCCGUGCUUUGUGGGAAUUCGAGAAGAUCUCCAGUGGCAGACGGCCCAGCUUCGCGCACUCGGACUUGGAGGUGUUCACAAAGCUUGCUCGGGAUAGCCAUCAAGAACUGAAGCUGGAUCUAGACACACUUGACUCUACGUUCCUGCGACAGUUCCUGCAGAACCUCGGCUGUGAGCUUAGUCCAGUAGCAGCAUUCCUCGGUGGCGCCUUGGCCCAAGACGUGAUCAACGUGCUAUCUGCCAGGGAACAUCCGCUUCAAAACAUGCUGUUGUUCGAUGGAGAGCAGUCGAUCGGACCCAUCUACCCACUGCAUCCAUUCUUCCCGCCAGAGAUGGAUGUCGGCUCGCUAGCUGCGGUGCCACCAGUGGCUAACCCGAUUGUAUUGGACCCCACUAUGACGACCAAUCUUGCGACUCAUCCCGCUCCGAAUCCUGCUGUCAAUCCUUGA